Protopolystoma xenopodis is the source of this 183-nucleotide messenger RNA. Lineage: Eukaryota; Metazoa; Platyhelminthes; Monogenea; Polystomatidea; Polystomatidae. The record is from the annotation of a GenBank genome assembly.
GCCUCAGAGUUGUCUGCCUUGGCAGCUGCAGAUCGCGCUAAUGCCGAAGUAAUGCAACUUCGUGAGCGGAUCGGUCUCCUGACAGACGAUUUAGAUGCCAGCCAACGGUCAGUUGCCAUUGAGAAGAUGAAGUGCUCUGCCGCAGUAAACAAGAUUAGCCAGCACUCUGAAUACCUGUCUUAA